AUGGAUAUUAUUACAGCCACGGAAUCCUCUGCGUUAAAAUUAGAAUACAACAAUAAAAUUGAAAAUGCCCAAGACCUAAGGAAAAAUGUUUUAAGAGAACUAAAAACCGGAAAAAAAUUAAAUAAUAAUCUUACAAAAGAACAAUGGAAAGCUUAUAGAGAAAUAAAAGAGGAAAAAAACGUUGACAUAUAUCCAUUCGACAAAGGGACAGGUUUUGUACGAAUUGAACAUUCAAAAGCCUUGGAAAAAAUUCGCGAACAAAUAGGCCCAACAAAAAUAGUAAGUGAAGACCCUACUGCAAAUUACGCGGCUAAAAUUCGUAGAUGUCUUUCAAAACUAAAUAAAAGAAACUGUUUUUCAAAAGAGGAAUACGAAAAAAUAUAUCCUAGUGAUCCCAUCCCGCCUCGUAUGUAUGGUGUAAUCAAAGCCCACAAACCUGAAAAAUUCUAUCCUAUGAGAAUAAUUAUCUCCACAAUCGGCACACCAAACUACGGAAUAUCUGAGUUCUUAGUUAAGAUAAUACAACCAGUUUUGAAUGAAAACUUGACAAGAUUAAAAAAUUCCUUUGACUUUAUUAAAAAAGCUGAAUCUUGGAAAAUUGACAAUGAUGAAGUUCAGGUAUCUUUUGAUGUCGUAAAUCUGUAUCCGUCGGUUCCUUUAAAAGAAGCCACCCUUGUACUUAUAGAAAAAUUAAAUAAUAAUACAACAUAUAAAAAACUAACAAGACUAAGUAUACCUGAGAUAAAACAACUUAUAGAACUUUGUUUAUUUCAAUGUUAUUUUCAUUGGAACAAUGAAAUUCAUAUAAUGGAAAACUCGGGUCCAAUUGGACUUUCGUUCAUGGUCGUUCUUGCAGAAUCAUUUCUACAAUUCCAUGAAAACAAUGCAAUUAAAGUUGCACUAAAUUUCAACCCUGCACUUAACCUCAAAUCGUUCUUAAGAUAUGUCGAUGAUAGUCACGCCAGGUUUCCAGAUCUCAACCAAGCAAAACAUUUCCAAUACAUUUUAAAUCAACAACAUCCUUCCAUCCAGUAUAAAAUUGAAGUUGAAAACGAGUUAGGAACACUAAAUUAUCUGGAUAUACAAAUUAUGAAUAAAAAAACAGGAAAGUAUGAAUACGCAGUAUAUCGGAAAGAUGCUAUCACUAACAUUCAAAUUAAGCCACACUCAAAUCAUGAUCCAAAUAUCUUGAACUCUAUUUUUAAAGGAUUUCUCCACCGAGCUUACUCAAUCUGUAACAAUGAAGGAGCACAAGACUUUAUUGAUGAAGUAAAUUGCAAAUUUACUGUAAAAUCUGCAUCAACACUUAGACGUCAAAAACUUCCUAUGUUGUAUGAAAAGGUAAAGGAGGGGUUGCAAAUAAAAUUUUUAAAAGAUUUUCCAGAAGUAAGUGGAGUUAGUUUUACAACAGAUCUCUAG
Messenger RNA from Hydra vulgaris (swiftwater hydra), 1419 nucleotides. RefSeq lists its product as uncharacterized. Lineage: Eukaryota; Metazoa; Cnidaria; Hydrozoa; Anthoathecata; Hydridae. The record is from RefSeq and is a predicted model, not a curated record.